AUGGUGAUACAGACAACAUACAUUCGUCGUGUUCGUGGCCAACUGGAGGCAGAGGAUGAGAAGAAGAAGAAGAAGCGAAAGGGACACCUCGUGGGUGAUGGACUCCCACGCGUGUUGACUCAUCCAAACUUUGUAUGCCAAGUUCGUCACACUAAUGAGGUAAACAAGCAGAAGGAAGCAGAGAAGGAGCAACGGAAGGAGACUCAAGGUGAGAAGGACAAAGCCCGGGAGGAAUGGAAAAAACAAGAGGAGGAACGACGAAAAGAGAAUCAAGCUCUUCAUGAUCAAUGGGUUGAGGAUUGUGUAGCGUGGGAGCGAUUGCGGGAGCAGAUGAAGGCUGAGGGACGGAAGAUCUCAACCAAGAAGCCACUGUGGAAGGACCGAAAGCUCCCAAAUGUCCCCAAGCCAACGAUCUUGAAGAUGUCUCGCCGGAAACAUAUGAAUCAGACAGCAUCAACUGCUCAACGUGAUUCCGAAGAAGAACUGUCAGAAUCCACUGGAAGCGGUGCCGAUGACAACGAUUUUGAUGUAGAGGACGAUGAAGACAAGGAGGAGGAGGAUUGA
This is a messenger RNA of Mycena citricolor, 564 nucleotides long. NCBI's taxonomy places the organism in Eukaryota, Fungi, Basidiomycota, Agaricomycetes, Agaricales, Mycenaceae. The record is from the annotation of a GenBank genome assembly.